Molecule: messenger RNA, 1089 nt
Organism: Diospyros lotus (date-plum)
Lineage: Eukaryota; Viridiplantae; Streptophyta; Magnoliopsida; Ericales; Ebenaceae
Product: ankyrin repeat-containing protein ITN1-like
Exons: 2
Coding region: 1-1089 (362 amino acids)
Source: RefSeq, a predicted model, not a curated record
AUGUGGUAUUUCAGGGAGCAAUUAGUAGUUUAUGAAACACUAAUAUCAAAAGUUGUUCUCGUCUUUGUUUCAAUGACAGCGCAAUGGGGUUCUGUUAAAAAGUAUAAGAGUCAUCAACUAGCUCGUAAAUUGUUGCGUGUAAUAUGCAAGGAAUUAUCAAGUUCAAAUCUGUAUGAUAUUCGGAGCAUACUGGGGGAUCCAACAUUUACAGCUGUUUUACAAGAGAAUGUGGAUUUUGUUAAAAUAGUUUUUGAAGAAUGCCCUGAGGUAAUUUUGUUGGAGUUCAAAGGAUUAUCCAUUAUUAGUCAUGCGAUCUCAAAGGGGCUUGAGAAAAUCUGUACUUUUGUUUUUAAAAGGAAUGAAAUGAACCUUUUACCAACCAUGCCUCCCGAUGGCAAAGGUAACACCCUCCUUCAUCAAGCUGCAAAGUUGUCACCGUCCCCUAAGCUUAGCCAGUUUCUUGGUCCAGCUCUACAAAUGCAGAGAGAGAGACAGCGAUUUAAGGAAGUGGAAAAGCUAACACCUAUGUUCAGAAAAUUAAGGAAUAAAGAUAAAAAAACUCCAGAAGAUUUAUUCAAAGAAACACACAAGGACCUCAAGAAAGAAGCACGAGACUGGUUGAAGGACAUAGCACAAUCUUGUUCAGUAGUGGCGACGUUAAUUGUGACCAUCAUGUUUACUGCAGCAUUUACUGUGCCAGGUGGCGAAAACGACGAUACAGGCCUUCCUAGGAAAUUGGGAUCAAAAUACUUCACCAUUUACAUAAUUUCAGAUGCACUCUCAUUGCUCUUCUCUUGUACUUCGGCUAUGAUAUUCCUAGGAAUUCAUACGUCGCUUUUCAGAGAAGACGAUUUCCUGUUCAAGUUGCCCCUCGCCUUGAUGUUUGGCCUACUCACUCUUUUCCUAUCAAUUGCAACAAUGAUGAUGGCUUUUGGUAUUGCCCUUUUCAUAAUGUUGCGGGAGCAUUUUAUGUGGAUCUCCAUACCCAUGCUUACGUUAGGAAGUAUUCCAGUUAGCAUUUAUGCUAUACUACACGUUCGAAUAUUCAUUCACGUCUUCCGUUCGACAUUUCGAAGCUACGUAAAUUGA